This is a messenger RNA of Amaranthus tricolor (Joseph's coat), 2490 nucleotides long. Its product is annotated as homeobox-leucine zipper protein ROC5-like. The record is from RefSeq and is a predicted model, not a curated record. Gene Ontology annotation, molecular function: lipid binding; DNA binding. The coding region runs from base 1 to 2208 and encodes 735 amino acids. NCBI's taxonomy places the organism in Eukaryota, Viridiplantae, Streptophyta, Magnoliopsida, Caryophyllales, Amaranthaceae. The transcript has 8 exons.
AUGGAGGGUCAAGGACAUUUGGUGAUCUAUGGGGAGCCAUAUAACCAAAACAAUUUACAGCUAGUGGAGAGGGAAGAUUCUGGAAGUGAUAACUCUGAGGAUUUUCCUGAGGGACCUUCUCAAAAUCAGAACAAUACCAAUGAUCAAAGGACAAAGAAGUGUACUAGGCAUACACCUCAACAAAUUCAAGAACUUGAGAAUUUCUUUAAGAUCUGUGCUCACCCAAAUGAAACACAAAGGCUGGAAUUUGGACGGAAACUUGGACUCGAUAGCAAGCAGGUUAAAUUUUGGUUUCAGAAUCGUCGAACACAGUUGAAGUCACAAAAGGAACGACAUGAAAAUGUAGUCCUUAAGCAAGAAUAUGAUAAAAUUAUGCAUGAAAACUUUGUGUUGAAGGAUGCUAUGAGCAACCCAUAUUGUCAAAAUUGUGGAGCUCCGAAUUUCCUGGGGGAAAUAUCGAUUGGGCAACACAAUUUGAGGGUUGAGAAUGAUCAUUUGAAGGAUGAACUUUCUCGGGUUUGUUCCGCUGCGGAGAAGCUUUUAGGAAAACCCAUAACCGACUAUGUCGGUCCCAUUUCAGUUUUGACUCCGAAUUUCAAUUUGGACCUAUCCAUGGGGCGAGGAGAAAUGAACGGACUGAUGAGUCCACCACCUGCACUUCCCAUUACCAUGGGACGUAAUAUUGAAACCGGGGGUCCAAGCAAUACUACCUUGACAGCUUGUAGUGAUUAUGAAAAGUCGGUGUUUAUGCAAGCUGCUAUGGCUGCCAUGAAUGAACUGCUUGCAUUAGCUCAGACUGAUAGUCCGUUGUGGUGUACGAGUCUGCAUGGUGAUAAGGAAGUAUUGAUUCAUGAUGAGUAUAUGAAGAAAUUUGCCGGUUCUAUUGGAAAAAUACCUUGUGGCUUCAUUACCGAUGCCUCAAGGGAGACGGGUUCGGUGCUCAUUAGUGGCUUGGAGCUUGUCGAAACAAUGAUGGUCACUAGUCGUUGGCAAGAUAUGUUUCCAUGUAUGAUUAGCAAGGCUGCAUUUGUGGAACUUGUCAGUAGCGGUGUUGGUGGGACCCAUGAUGGUGAACUUCAGUUGUUGAAUGUAGAGUUUAUUUUCCCGUCGCCUUUGGUGCCUUUCCGCCAAGAGAAGAUACUGAGGUUCUGCAAGCAGCAUUUAGGAGGCAUGUGGACUGUGGUCGAUGUUUCUGUCGACUUGAUUCGAGAACCAUUGUUUUCAGGGUCCUCUGUUAAGUGGAGGAGACUUCCUUCUGGUUGCAUUAUCCAAGAUGUUGGCCAUGGCUAUUCUAUGGUUACUUGGAUUGAACAUGUGGAAUAUGAUGAAAAUUAUAUUCACCAACUGUAUCGGUCACUGCUGAGAUCCGGAAAGGCUUUUGGUUCUCAAAAGUGGCUCGCUACCCUACAGAGGGAACGUGAUAGUGCAGCCGUUUUCAUGUCUGCUAAAACCUUUCCUGGUGAUAAAACAGUUGGAAUUGUUACCCCAGAGGGCAAGAAAAGCGUCUUAAAGCUGAUGAGGCGCUUAAGCAACAACUUUUGCGCGGGCUUAUGUGGAUCUUCUGCAUGUCGAUGGGAGAAACUGCAAGUUGGAGGUUUCGCUGCUGAUCUUUGUAUUAUGAGCCGUGUUGGCCUAAAUGAGCCCGGUGAACCGUCAGGGGUUGUGCUUAGUGCCUCAACUUCAAUUUGGGUUCCAGUACCUAGGCGGCACCUCUUUGACUUCUUGCGGGAUGAGAAACUCCGGGCUGAAUGGGACAUCUUAGCUAACGGUGGCCCUCUGGAAGUGAUUUCCCGCCUUUUCAAAAGCCAUGAUGAGGUUAACUGUGUUUCCAUUUUAUGUCCACAGGAGACUUCAGCGAAGGAGAGCAAUAUGCUAAUACUACAGGAGUCGUGGACAGAUCGCACAGGAUCUUUCAUUGUGUAUGGUCCAGUGGACUCAACAUCAAUAUGGUCGGUCUUGAGGGGCGAAGAUUCUGACUUCGUGAUUCUUUUGCCCUCGGGUUUUGUAAUUUCCGAUGCACCUAUGGUCGGAAAUUUGUCUUCUUUAGCCACCAAAAAUAAUACUGCAGUAGCAUCUGCAUUGACGGUAGGGUUCCAAAUUAUGGUCAACAACCUACCUAAUGCGAACCUCACAAAGGAAUCCAUUAACACCGUCAAUGAUCUGAUGUCCCGCACAAUCCAGAAGAUCAGAGUUUCCCUUCGUAUUUAACCGGCCUUUUUUCAAUAACCAAAAGAAAGCGAAUAAUUUUUGUACAUGUCAUAGAAAACAUCGUAUAGCAUUUUUGUGGGCGAACGGAGUUUUCAAGUGGGGUUCUGUUACAUUGGAUCGGUUUUGAGUCAAGAACGAACCACGGUCAAUUGGUUGAAGCAUUGACAUAUGAGCUUAGGUUCGGGUAUUGACUCAUCUUUACAUUAAAAGGGAAAAUAUUAAGACAUGUGUAGUGUUGUUAUAAUGUUCAUACAGUUUUGCAGUUGUUAUGUAAGACUAAAA